Messenger RNA from Egretta garzetta (little egret), 2232 nucleotides. RefSeq names its product dystrobrevin beta. Gene Ontology annotation, cellular component: synapse; plasma membrane. The transcript is spliced from 11 exons. NCBI's taxonomy places the organism in Eukaryota, Metazoa, Chordata, Aves, Pelecaniformes, Ardeidae. The coding region runs from base 502 to 1668 and encodes 388 amino acids. Gene Ontology annotation, molecular function: zinc ion binding. The record is from RefSeq and is a predicted model, not a curated record. Gene Ontology annotation, biological process: synaptic signaling.
GAUUUCAGAUUUUUUUCUUCAAACAAAGUUGCUGCCUCUUGGCGUGAAGCAGAACCACGUUCUGUGGAACCAGCACUAUUCUUACUCGAAAUUCAAGCACUGUUCUGUCACUGAAGGGAGGAAAUUCUGGGUUUCCCUGGGUCAGACUUGAGCAGAGGGCUUGUGUGCUCUCCUGCAAGUUUUCUAUACUUCCACCUUGGUGCUGAGUGUAAACUUAGCCUGUGCUGUCAGAGCAAGAACUGAUGGGAAGACCAAAAUCUGUGGAACAAACAUUUACUUCCAGCUCUCCAUGCUUAUCAGAAUCCUUGGAACUUUGGGAGACAUCCAGCUGGAAGAGAUUGGCUGUGGCAUGGAAAUUCAACUGCAGCUGGUUUCAACAGCCUUUAAGGGAAAAUGCAGUAGGCUGAGCCUUAUUCUUAAGUGAACCAAGAGCUGUGGUAAUGCAAGCGUCCCCUCUGGAUUGGUAAAGGUUACAGAAAGCUUCUUGAGGAAAAAACACCUAUGGAAGCCAUCCAGGACAGACAGCGUAGACUCACAGUCACAUCAGCAUGGCUGGAAGCAGAAAUGAUUGAGGAGAGUGGGAAGAGGAGGAGGACAAUGGCAGAGAAGAGACAGCUGUUCAUGGAAAUGAGAGCACAGAAUUUUGAUGUCAUCAGACUUUCAACGUAUCGAACAGCCUGCAAACUCCGGUUUGUACAAAAAAGAUGUAAUCUUCAUCUUGUUGAUAUCUGGAAUAUGAUUGAAGCCUUCCGCGAUAAUGGCCUUAACACUUUGGAUCAUAACACAGAGAUCAACGUGUCUCGACUAGAAACAAUCAUUUCAUCCAUCUACUACCAGCUAAACAAACGCCUUCCUUCUACUCACCAGAUCAGUGUAGAGCAAUCCAUCAGCCUCCUCCUCAACUUCAUGAUAGCAGCGUACGACAGCGAGGGCCACGGGAAGUUGACGGUGUUUUCAGUGAAAGCCAUGUUAGCGACAAUGUGUGGCGGUAAAAUCCUGGACAAACUAAGAUAUGUUUUCUCUCAGAUAUCAGAUUCAAAUGGCCUAAUGAUAUUCACAAAGUUUGAUCAGUUUUUGAAAGAAGUUCUGAAGCUUCCCACAGCCGUGUUCGAGGGGCCUUCUUUCGGAUACACGGAGCAUUCCGUACGGACCUGUUUCCCACAACAAAAAAAGGUCACGCUAAACAUGUUCCUAGACACGUUGAUGGCUGACCCGCCUCCUCAGUGCCUUGUGUGGCUGCCUCUCAUGCACAGACUUGCCCAUGUUGAAAAUGUCUUCCAUCCCGUGGAGUGUUCGUACUGCCGGUGUGAGAGCAUGAUGGGCUUCCGGUACCGAUGCCAGCAGUGCCACAACUACCAGCUCUGUCAAAACUGUUUCUGGCGUGGCCACGCAAACGGUUCUCACAGCAACCAGCACCAGAUGAAGGAGCACUCCUCUUGGAAAUCGCCUGCGAAGAAGCUGAGCCACGCCAUUAGUAAAUCGCUUGGUUGCGUACCGAGCAGAGAGCCGCCGCGCCCCGUGUUUCCUGAGCAGCCGGAGGAGCCCCUCGACCUCGCACAUAUCGUUCCUCCCCGGCCUCUGGCUAACAUGAACGACACCAUGGUGACCCACAUGUCCUCUGGAGCACCCACCCCAACCAAAAGAUUGUGUCGACUGUGUGAUCUAUAGAAAUCACAGCCGAUCUGGAAGAAGGGGACAGAGAGAAACUUGAGCUCAGAUUAUCCAUGGCAAGUGGAUAAACUCUGUGUUUCUUUGCAAAAUAUCAGGAGAGAGGCUCAUGCAAAAUGGAAUCCCAGCACCGAGUAUUCUGCGGGGUGGUUCUGCUGGAGGAGGUGAAGCCUCCAUAGAUAAGCUUUUCGGCUGCUGAUGUAGUGGAAGUGCAUGGGCACAACUGCCUCAUUGCUAAUGGAGCAAAGGAGAAGGUGGAACAAGUGUUGGCUUUAUUGCCAAGUACCAGCAUUGAUCCCCAAGUACGGUUUACCAAAGGAAACACCAACAUCCAAAGGAAACACCAACAUCCAAAGGAAACACCAACAUCCAGAAACUCAUUCAGGAUGCAUCCUUCAGAUCCUAACCGACCAGCUGUGCGUCUGUUCUCCUGUGGGCAGGGCCUGGCCUACCCAUUGCCGUGAUUUGAGAAGGGGGACACCGCAGGAAAUGCUAGGGAAAUGCCAUAUCGAGCACUAAUCCAAAAUCAGAGGGUGGAUGUUAUAACCUGACCCUUCGACUUGU